AUGAACGGUCUCAAUGGUGUCAAUGGCUACGACCAUGCGACAGCCAGCAUGGGCGCCAUGCCGCCCGUCAAGCAGCGCAAGCCUUACGACUAUGGCGGUAACCCUCUGGCACACAUCAACACUGGCGAGUCUGUCCGUCUCCCUGCCUUCGGUGGUGAAUUCCAGCCUGGUCUUUACAAGCCCAUCGCCGACCGCAAGUUCGCCAACCCUGCCCCUCUCGGUCUGAGCGCUUUCGCACUCACCACCUUCGUCCUCUCUCUGAUCAACCUUGGUACCCGCGGUAUCACUGAGCCCAACAUUGUUGUUGGUGCUGCUUUCGCAUACGGUGGUCUGGUCCAGCUUCUUGCCGGCAUGUGGGAAAUGGCCAUCGGAAACACCUUUGGUGCUACUGCUCUCUCGUCUUACGGUGGUUUCUGGAUUGGCACUGCUAUCAUCCUCACUCCUGGUGGUUUUGAAAUCACUGCUGCUUACAGCGGCAAUGGAUUCGACGACGUCUUCGGUUUCUACUUGAUGGGCUGGUUCAUCUUCACCUUCCUCAUGCUCAUCUGUACACUCCGCUCGACCGUCGCCUUCUUCUUCCUCUUCUUCACUCUCGAUCUUGCCUUCCUCUGCCUGGGUCUGUCGUACCUUUACCACGGAAACGUCGCCCUUCUCAGAGCUGGUGGUGCUUUCGGUAUCCUCGCUGCUUUCGCUGCCUGGUACAACGCCCUUGCCGGUAUCGCCGACACCAGCAACUCCUUCUUCAUCAUCCCUGUCGCCCACUUCCCCUGGUCUGACAAGGGCCGUGAAAAGCGUGAGAAGGUUGACAACUCCGCUGCUCGUGCUGCCGAGUCUGUCUAA
Aureobasidium melanogenum CBS 110374 is the source of this 840-nucleotide messenger RNA. RefSeq lists its product as uncharacterized. The transcript has 3 exons. Bases 1 to 840 code for a protein of 279 amino acids. The record is from RefSeq and is a predicted model, not a curated record. Gene Ontology annotation, cellular component: plasma membrane. Gene Ontology annotation, molecular function: acetate transmembrane transporter activity. NCBI's taxonomy places the organism in Eukaryota, Fungi, Ascomycota, Dothideomycetes, Dothideales, Saccotheciaceae.